Molecule: messenger RNA, 1357 nt
Organism: Centruroides sculpturatus (bark scorpion)
Lineage: Eukaryota; Metazoa; Arthropoda; Arachnida; Scorpiones; Buthidae
Product: zwei Ig domain protein zig-2-like
Exons: 9
Coding region: 193-1146 (317 amino acids)
Biological process (GO): cell-cell adhesion
Cellular component (GO): cell-cell junction
Molecular function (GO): cell adhesion molecule binding
Source: RefSeq, a predicted model, not a curated record
GAUUGAUCACGUGACGAUCAUCACGUGGUAAAGGAGGGUCGCCUUGAAACUGUUAGACGUGACGUAAGCCAGGUAGACGUUGAAUUGCGAAGAGCGUAUAAAAGCAUCUUCUGCUUCAUUUUCGUCACAUUUGCUUCUAUUAUCGGAGAAGAAGGGUUUACUACAAGUUUAUCACAGCAAAUAAUUUUAAAAAUGAAAAAUUGGAUAAGUUUUGCCACCAUCAUCGUUUUUCUAAGUGCGAUGAUUGGUAGUUCAUUAUCGCGUGUGAUUUCUAAUAAAAGAACAAUUGGAAAUUCUGCUCAUCAAAACGUUUUUAGAAGAAUGAAACGAAGCGCCGAAUUUUUGAAAUUUCACAAGAAACCGCCAUCUUCUAUACGGUUGUUAGCUGGUUCGAAUCGUGUUUUGGAAUGUGAAGCCGGAGCUUCUCCAAGUCCGAUGAUAGUNAAAAAAGUAAGAAAGAGAGUUAUUAAUUACAAAAUCGGUAGCUCGGCAAGAAUUAAUUUAUGGACAACUAGAAUGUUGAAAACUCAAGGUUAUGAUGUGAGACUUAUAUGCCGUUCAGAAGGUUCUCCUACACCAAAAAUAACUUGGUUAGAUACCGAAGAAAAUCCUAUAAGUGAUAGUAACAAAUAUAAGGAAUCAUCUACCGAUGAAGUGAUAAAUGGUGAUGUGGAAUCAUAUACUAUUACUAUGGUCAAAUCUAGAUUAUAUUUAGAUUGCGUCACUCCGGAUGAUGCUGGAGAAUAUACUUGCGUCAUUGAAAAUGCUUACGAGAAGAAAAGUAAAAACGUGAAGGUGGAAAUUAUGGAAUCUGAAGAAGAUCUUUGUGUAGAUAAAGAGAUCAGUAGCUCGGCAAGAAUUAAUUUAUGGACAACUAGAAUGUUGAAAACUCAAGGUUAUGAUGUGAGACUUAUAUGCCGUUCAGAAGGUUCUCCUACACCAAAAAUAACUUGGUUAGAUACCGAAGAAAAUCCUAUAAGUGAUAGUAACAAAUAUAAGCUGAUGGAAAAUGGUGAUCUUAUUAUUUAUGAUUUAAAAUGGAAUGAUAUGGGCCAUUAUACAUGCUUGAGCGAGAAUAGUAGGGGUUCGGAUACAGCGGUUCUAUUUCUUUAUCCACUAUUGCCAGAAAAUAAAGAUAAAAGUUAAAAAGGAAUUAAGAAUUUUCUCUAAUGAAACUUCUUAAGUAUCAAUUUCGCAAAACAAAUACCUCGUGAUGUUUAAUUUAUUAUAUUAUAUUUUCAUCAUAUCUAAAACAUCAUAUUUUUCUUAUUUAAUUACUUAUAUAUAUAUUUGUCAUGUAUUUAAUCACAUGUAUUUUAUAUUUUUAUGAUUUUAAUAAAUUUUUUUUUUCUACGUG